Molecule: messenger RNA, 5984 nt
Organism: Varanus komodoensis (Komodo dragon)
Lineage: Eukaryota; Metazoa; Chordata; Lepidosauria; Squamata; Varanidae
Product: KIAA0825 ortholog
Exons: 21
Coding region: 97-4152 (1351 amino acids)
Source: RefSeq, a predicted model, not a curated record
AGGCCAGCCGUUCCGGGCCGCUGUUACGGACGCUUGUUGGUCUCCGGGGCUACCAGGCUCGGAGAGGAGCGGGGCCCGGCCUACCGGCAUUUGAAAAUGGAGUGGGGAGGUGAAUAUUCUCUUGAUUCUUCCAAUUUGGAUUGCUUGUUAAAUAUACUUCCUGGAGAUCUGGAGUUUCAGCAGAUAAUUGGAGACAUUGAUGAGAAGAUAAAGAAAAACACUUCUGGCAUGGAACAGUGUCUUAAAGAGCUACAAUUGGAAAUAAAUGAGAUGUGUUCUGAUGAGUUGCUACAGGACACAGCUGACUGUCUGCAGUGGUUAAAUAAUUGCAGUUUCACCUCACUCAAGCCUUCUUUAACACCUCAUGGAGAAUUGAUCGAAUUUCUUCAGACACUGCAAGGCUUAAUGAAGAAUGAACAAAACCAAGAAGAAAUUAUUCUUCACUUCCUCCUUGAUCUCUCUAGUCAGUGUGGUGUCUUAUUCCCGUGUACUCCAAGUGGGGCAUCUUUUGAAUUUACCUCUGGUGCUUCCCUUCAUGGUAUUGAAGAUGAUUCUGCAAUGGAUGUUCAAUGUAUUUGGGAUGAUAUAAGGUUACAUCUACGGCGCUUCUUAGUAAACCAGUUACAAAAUCAUGAGGAAGCAAAAACUGGUACUUUACAAGAGCAAUUGCACUUUAAAACUCGAUGUCUACAGCAGCUUUUAUUUCUUUAUCCUGAGUCAGAAGUUCUAGCCAAAUAUCAAAAUAUGCAGAAUAAAUUGGUUAGUGAUCUUUUGCAGAAAUGUGUUCUAGAAAGCAGUGGAGAAACAAACUUUGAAAAGAUGGUUCAUGGUUAUGAAAGUUCAAUUCCUGCCAUGUGUGCAAUGAUAAAAGAAGAUUUGUAUAUACUAAGUGGAAUUAUUGAUUCUCCUUCAACACUGAAGUUUAUUAAUGAAACUUAUUUGGAUACCAUCACUGAAGAAAUGACUCUUCUUCUUGAAACACUUUGUGAGCUUCAGUUUAAAGAAAAUGCAUUACAUGGUGUUAAGGCAAGCAAGAGCUUAAAGAAACACAGAAGAUUAGCUCCUGUUGGGGAUGUUCAAGAAUAUUCCAGAAAAGGAAGAAACUUCUGUUUAACACUGCAUCAACUCAGAUGCCUUUCCAAGCUUAUAAACCUGUUUUUGUUGAUGGAAGAAAAGGUUGAAGAACUGUCUUCAGAAAUGCUGUUAUUGCCAAACUUUUUAGAGAAUAAAAAUGUUCAAGGAGUUCUGAAGAAAGCUGGACAGGGAGAGCUUUUAAUAGGGGAAAGUAAAGCAAAUGAAACUGGUGUGCUUCCUGAACAGUUACUUCCGCUAAAAAAGUCUGCCAUGCUAGAGUUUGGCUGGAGAAAUGCAUUUAGAGACCUGUCUUCUUCAGUAGCACAUUGUAUAACAAUUGUAGUUGAAGAUUUUUCCAGUAAAAUUCUGCAGUAUGAACAGAAUGAACAGACUUCAGCUACCUGCUAUGUGAUGCAUCUUGUAUAUGUAAAGCCCAUGAAGGAAUCCUGGGGUGUAAUACAUGAGAGGGAACAACCAAAACAAAUUUCCAAGUUUUGUAAUGACAUUAUGGAAGAACUUGACACAUUGCUUCCUCUGGCUCUGGCGUGCAGAGAUGAAUCUCUUCAGGAAAUUAGAGCAACUUUUGUGGAGGCCUGCUGCAAAGUAGCAACAGCUGUCCUGAUGAGGUUGGAGGAAAGAAGUAAAGAUGUCCCUUCCAGAGCUCCACUACAGAACCUCUAUACUAUUCUCUCCACGGCAGUGCAUAUCUGUCAGCAUUUUAAGACAUACCAUGAUUUAAUGAAAGAGCCCAGUGGAAAGCCCUUAUUUCUGAUGCCUCUGCAACAAUAUCAGGAACUGAUCAGAAUUCUUCAGUUUCAAGUUACAGGCUACUGCAUCAGAGUUUGUGCUACAAGCAUUUUACAGGAUGCUGAGAGCCACUACUGGGAAGACAGCAAAGCUUUUUAUGAGGGGGAAAGAUGCUCAUUCUCUGUCCAGAUGUGGCAUUAUUUCUGCUGUGCUCUUCAUCAUGAUCUAUGGACUGUUCUACCCCCUGUGUUAGCCCAGGAGAUUCUAACAGAGGUGCUGGAAGAAACUUUGGCACUCUUUGCUAGCAGAUACUUUCAGGCCCAGCCCAGUUACAAAAGAACACCACAGAUAAGAAUAGAUGUUGCAGCAAUUCUGAUGACCUGUGAACACAUUUUGUGGUCAAUCUGUUUAUCUGUGCAAGAACUUUUGCAUCCUUGUAAAGACAGAAAUCCUCAUAUUUAUAAAAUACACAGACAUUGCAAUAAUUUACUAACAGCAGCUGUUGUUUUAACUACACCUCUGGAGAAUCUAUAUAAAACAUUUCAGAAUGAUAGUGGUGAUCCCUUGCCUUCGGGUGUUUUGGAACCUACUUUUUACCAACCAUUGCACUGGUUAUCCAGCAUAACACAAUUUUCCCCUUCUUUACUGAAGGUUCCAUCAGCCAGAGAAAUGGCUGUUCAGGGUCAACUGAAACUGCUCUUAUCUCAACCAUAUUGUAAUUGGAACUUGCUUUUGGAAACAUUGCUACAUCAUGAUUGUCUCAUAUUGAAAAUUUUGCUGAGAAGUUCCAAAUCUGAAUUGCCCAAAGGUGAAGAAAAGCAUACUUGCCAAGACCUGAAAAAUAGUACAGAAUGUAGUUUAACUGAAGCAAUCUUUACAGUACUGUCUUACUGCACUUUAUCUCCCAAAUCCCUUGGUAGUGUUCUUCAAUACUACAUGGAAAAAGAACAGAUGUGGGCUUGCUUACAUAAUAUAUCAGAUUCUAGCUAUGGUGAAUCAGAGCCUGAGAUUAUCAGAUGCUUGAAAUUGACUUUGAUUAAUUCAGUUAAGGGUAUCGUGAAGCAGAUAAUUUCUUUGAUGCAUUCAUGGGAAGCAACAGAGAACUAUGGAACCUAUCAACAUAAGCAAAUUGUUCCUGAAAGUUUGCUGAAGACUGUUCCAAAGGAAUGGAAUUACACACCUAGAGAAAUGAAGAGAAAAGAAUCUGGGAAAUGCUUUACAAGACUGGCUGCCCAUGCAAUAUCCAUUGUAAUUAGCAAGUUACCUGCGGUGAUUGCAUGUUUGCCAGCCCCAAUUAAAUAUUUCUUUUUUCUCUCUGAGAAAAAAAUGCACAAAAACUUUAUUGAAUCAAAAAAAGCUGGUCUUCUUGUCUGGAUCUUGAUUGUAAUUAUAUGUCGUAUAUUUGAGGAUGGAAACACUACUGAACUUUUAACAGGCACAACACUUGACAGAUGGAGCAAAGAGAAGCUGAGUUUAGUUCGUGUAUGUUUGGAAAGUAUUAUAGAGAGGAAAAAAAGCCCUAAACAAGUGACACACAAGAUUAUACAGAGCAUUGAACAACAAAGACCAAACUGGAUUGAAAGCCAACUAUUAAAAGCAAGAAAAUUGAGCAUAGACAGUAGUGUUACUGCUACAGAAGAUGGUAGAAGCUUAGAAGAGGAAGCUAUUGAGCUUGAAUUGACUGAGCAGAAAAUAAACAUGAUGGUCCUGGAUAUCUGCCACAAACCAGGUGGCAGUGAAUACCUGAGGCAAAUUUAUCACAUCAUCCAGCUCAAUGAGGAAUAUUUGACUGAACAGCUCUCUUAUGAUGGAUCUUCUGAAGAAAACAUUAAACCAUUAAAUAUGACUUUAAGAACCAAAGGAGGACGGUCUGGUUUUGACCCUUUGCACAUGCACUACCUGUACUGCACUAAUGUGUUAGAAAAGUUCACCGUUGCUGAGUGGAAAUGGGAUUGGUCAAAUUUGUUGCCAAGUUAUCUGGGACUAAAUAAGAUGACCUUGAGGGCGCUAUUGGCACACAGUUUCAAUGCUACAGGAUGCUGUGACAUGGUACUGAUCUAUCCUCAUAGUAGUGAAGAGGGGGACUGGUAUCAUUCAUAUCAUAUUACUACUGAUCAUUCCAUGACAAGCUGUGACAGUGGCACAAGAAGGGGAUGGAUAAUGCUGCAGAAAUUUCUAAAUUGCCAGCAAUGUCUGUGCAGAAAAUACAAUAGAUGGGAGAUGAAGGAGGAAGAAACUGUGGAAGAGAAGGAAAAAGAGAUGUUGGAGCACUUAAAAAAACUGUAUCUCAUGCCAACAUCUCCUGCUUCAGAAGUUGAACAGAGAACUUGACAAGAGUACCUUUUUCACUCAACAUUCUUCAACUCAGAAAAGUAAAGCAACCUGUGAUACCUUGAAAACUGUUGGCAUUCCAAACUCUGUAGUUUAUACAGAUUUUCUUUUGUUGAUAGCCUUUCUUGGAAAUGGUUAGGCACUAUAUUUUUCAUUUUUGUCUUACUUAGCUUUAUAUGGUUAUUUUCCCCUUCUAAAGCAUUAUGAGAUUGUUUUUCGAAAUUUAAAUUACAGUAAAUUGUAAAGAUAAAAGUAUUAAGAUUACCAGUGAUGCCUAGUAACUUUGACGCACACUAAGAACUAGAAGCUUAAGGACAGUGCAAAAUAUUACAUGACUAUCUAGUUCAAAUGAAAAUACUAAAAGUGUCUGCACACAAGGGAUGAAAUAUUACACUGGAGUACUGUUUCACAUGUUAGUACAAUGGAAGCACUAUCUUUAAAGGCUACAUUAAGAGUGUCUUUUAAAAUUUAAAACACAUUUUAGUACCAGUUGCAUUUUGGGAGCUUUUAUAGUUUACCAGUUUAUUGAACUGCCAUAGUAAAGUUGCGUUCUUGCACACACUUACCUGGAAGUAAGUCCCACUGAAUUCCAUGAGGCAUACUUCUGAGUAGUUAUAUAUAGUGAUUCUACUAUGUCUACUGCCUCUUGAAUAUUCAAAAGAUGAAAGUUUAAUGACAGGUUUCAUUUUCUAAGUUUACUCUUAGUACUUGUCCAAAAGUAGUAAAAACUGUUUAAUGCCACACUUUUGAUCCCCCAAAAUGGGAAUUUUGAGAGCUUGUUUAGUUUAUAAGAGUGAUGGAUUAAUGGCAUAGCAUUAAUAAUGCUAUAUGACUAUGUCUUUCUUAUAUAUCCAUUCAUACACUGUAGAUAAAGAGUGCAUUUCUACAGAAGGUAGUAGCUAGAGAAUAUGAAAAGAAUAAAAUAGCACAAUUCACCUUUUAUUAAUAUUUAACAUUGUAGUAUCUCAAGGUCUGCAGGAGAUUUACUGCAGAAAGUUCUUAUUUCUGUCUAAAUCUUUUACACGGACCUUUCUAUAAAAACAGCCAGAGGAUCGGAAAGGAUGACAAUGCCUUCCUCUGUACUUCCCUCUUUUCUGCCUUGACCUCUCAAUUAUCUUCAUUAGUAUAAAUAUUUACAUUAGGCAGAAUACUUGUUAUAUUAAGUACAAGAAUCCCAGAGGCUGUGAAUCUUUUGGGAAGCCUGUCACGUGAGAGCAUCCACAUCUUCUCAGACAGGACUGCAAUUCUCAAUACACUUAGUGGUGAAUCAUCCUCACAGACACUAAGGAAGAAUCUUCAUAACUAGGCUUAAUGAAGAGAUGUGAUAUUGAGUUGUUCAGUGGAAAUGCUGCUCUUUCUCUUCAGAAGCUUUUUCAAAUCCUCCAGUACUGCAUUCAGGAAAUGAAUGUAUAAGUAUUUUCAGCUUUAUGCUGGUGGUAUUUCUAGGGCUACCAGUCAAAAUACUUUGCACUGCUAUUCUUUUCCUCAUUGGCCUAUUUUUGUGGAAAGACAAAUGACAGAGGCAUUGAAAAAGCAUAGGAAGGUUACAAGUGGAAAAUGACAUCACCUGGAGGCCCCUCCCACUCGAAUUUUGUAAACAAGGCAGGCUGAAGGCAUGUUAAAUGACUCCUCAGAAUGUUCCCUACAUCUUCAUAAGCAAGGUGUUUAGAUUCCAAGCUUUCAGUAACUAACCAUAUUCCCAAAUUAUAUUUGAAAAUUAUUUGUUGUUGAACUAUGCUCUGAAAUAGCUGGUGGUUAACUUGGUACGCUGAUACAAUUUUAAUUUUGUCAAUAUCCAUCUCCUAGUAAACAAAACAUUUAUAUAACUGGAA